CCGCCGCCGCCGUUCCCGCCGUUCCCGGCCAAGGCCGCCCUGCACAUCCGGAAGAAUGCCAUCACGGACGACUACAAGGUCACCACGCAAGUGCUGGGGCUCGGCAUCAACGGCAAAGUUCUGGAGAUCUUCAGCAAGAAGAGCGGCGAGAAGUUCGCCCUCAAGAUGCUGCAGGACUGCCCCAAAGCGCGCAGGGAGGUGGAGCUGCACUGGCGGGCGUCGCAGUGCGCGCACAUCGUGCGCAUCAUGGACGUCUACGAGAACCUCUACCAGGGGAGGAAGUGUCUGCUCAUCGUCAUGGAGUGCCUGGAUGGUGGGGAGCUUUUCAGCCGAAUUCAGGAUCGGGGAGACCAGGCCUUCACCGAACGGGAGGCCUCCGAGAUCAUGAAGAGCAUCGGGGAAGCCAUCCAGUAUUUGCACUCCAUCAACAUCGCGCACCGGGAUGUGAAGCCGGAAAACCUCUUGUACACCUCCAAAAGGCCCAACGCUGUGCUAAAGCUCACCGACUUCGGCUUUGCUAAAGAAACCACCACGCACAACUCGCUGGCCACGCCGUGCUACACGCCGUACUACGUGGCCCCAGAAGUGCUGGGCCCCGAGAAAUACGACAAGUCCUGUGACAUGUGGUCCCUGGGGGUCAUCAUGUACAUCCUGCUCUGCGGCUACCCCCCCUUCUACUCCAACCACGGUCUGGCCAUUUCCCCGGGCAUGAAGAAGCGCAUCCGAAUGGGCCAGUAUGAAUUUCCCAACCCCGAGUGGUCGGAAGUGUCGGAAGAAGUGAAGCAGCUGAUCCGCAACCUGCUGAAGACGGACCCGACGCAGCGCAUGACGAUCACGGAGUUCAUGAACCACCCCUGGAUCAUGCAAUCGAUGCAGGUGCCGCAGACGCCGCUGCACACGAGCCGCGUGCUCAAGGAGGAGAAGGACCUGUGGGAGGACGUGAAGGAGGAGAUGACGAGCGCGCUGGCCACCAUGCGCGUGGACUACGAACAGAUCAAGAUCAAGAAGAUCGAGGACUCGUCCAACCCUCUGCUCAUGAAGAGGCGGAAGAAAGCGAACCCUGCGGAGCCCGCGGCGCUCCCGCACUGAGGCCGCCGCCAGCCCGCAGAAAGCAAUAACUAUAUAUAUAUAUUUUUUAAGAAAAAGACAAAAAGAGACUUAUAUCAAGCGCAUGGGAUGCAGACAUUUAUACCAGACUAGUUAUUUUUAGCUACUCACCUGUGUUUCUGACCUUUCUGGAGCAGGCGAUGAGAUGUCCCUGUAAGAGCCACACGCGUCACCCGGGGUUUGUCCCUGGGGAUUGUUUGAAUGAAUGGCGCCCAUAAUUGUUUUUUUUU
Molecule: messenger RNA, 1337 nt
Organism: Nothoprocta perdicaria
Lineage: Eukaryota; Metazoa; Chordata; Aves; Tinamiformes; Tinamidae
Gene: MAPKAPK2
Product: mitogen-activated protein kinase-activated protein kinase 2
Exons: 10
Biological process (GO): vascular endothelial growth factor receptor signaling pathway; peptidyl-serine phosphorylation; inflammatory response
Cellular component (GO): nucleus; cytoplasm
Molecular function (GO): calmodulin binding; calcium/calmodulin-dependent protein kinase activity; mitogen-activated protein kinase binding
Source: RefSeq, a predicted model, not a curated record